Messenger RNA from Siniperca chuatsi (mandarin fish), 1459 nucleotides. RefSeq lists its product as uncharacterized. NCBI's taxonomy places the organism in Eukaryota, Metazoa, Chordata, Actinopteri, Centrarchiformes, Sinipercidae. The record is from RefSeq and is a predicted model, not a curated record. The transcript is spliced from 8 exons. Bases 218 to 1108 code for a protein of 296 amino acids.
AGUUUUUGGCCACGUGUUAGCUCGUUGUUCGGUCGACAAAAGCUGAUAUGUCCACAACACAAAACCUUUCUUCAAUGAUCGUUAGAUUUUAGCCAAGUUUCAGGCAUAACGUUACCGUUAACUGUCGCUGUAACCUAGAAACGUCGACGACAGACUUUGAGCUUGUAACAUGGCGACACCGACACGAAGUUAACUGUUAACUUAAGCCUCUGUGUAGAUGGAUGGUGAAGCAGACCUAGUGAGUGAAUUCAGCCAGAGAGAGAAGAAAAGGUCCUACAAAGACUUGAUGAUGGAUGUGGAGGAGCCAGAUUCGGAUAUUGAGGAAUGCAGCACCAAGAGGUUUCACAAGGAACCAAAAAGCUUGCUUAACAAAAAAAGGCUACACUCCGAUAAUAGUGGAAUGGAUCCUGGACUUUAUGAAGCAGAGUCCUCCGGCUUCCUCCCUGCUUGUCCAGUCUGUGUGCCACAAGACAGAUGGGGAAUAAGAGGAGGAGAAGAGGAUAUCCAAGACAAGUUGUUGCAUAAUUGUUGCACAGCAGGGGGCAGGAUUGAUCAGGCAAGUCCAAGCUCCAUGUUGGAGUACUGGGUGUAUCUAGAUAACCAGAACAACAUGGCAGACCGUCCCGUUGCCAGAACUAUCACCCCUCCUGCCACUCCACUAACCAACAGGCCUUGUCCAUUCAUACCUGCUCCUAGCUCACUGACAGCCAUUGCUUCUGCAGUGAGCACUGUAGUUAAUCCCAUGGCAUUUAUCCCCAUGACUGACACCUGUAGUCCCGUUAGUUCUAUGUGCAGUCCCACCGGUUCAGCCUGGGACACUCUCAGAUCCACAUCCAGGAGUUCUGGCUGCUCUGACCGGGUCCCUGUCAGUGCUGCAGCUCACCUACACCUGUUGGGGGAAUCCUUGUCCCUGAUUGGACAACAUCUUCAGGAGACAAAGAAAAUGGUUAGUAUGUCGAGUAGCUUGUCUCUGCUCCUGGACUCUCUGCUGUGUGCCCUGGCUCCUUUAAUCUGUCUCACCGCACAGAUACCAGAGCUGAGGAGCUGCACACAACCCACACUGGCCUCCACUCUGGAAAACAUUGCCUACGUGAUGCCCGGGCUGUAAGUGAUGAUGAAGAUGUUCUGAUAGAUAUAGGUUAGUUUACACUUGGAAAAUAAGUAUAAAAUCAAUUUUGUUUAAAAAAAAAUUUGUUUGCACUAUUAAAACCUAUUUUUGUUUUAUCACAAAUAUGCAAGUUUACUUUAAUAUGUCAAGUUAUUUUCUUGUAUUGGUUGUUCAGUUAAAAUGUGUGUGAAGAUUGAAUUAUGUAACUUUUUUUACUGACCAGAUACCUUCUGUCUGUUGCUGGACAAGUGUCAAUUUCAGUUUUUCUGCUUCACAGUGGCGAUCACAUAGAUUUACUCUCUUACAUGUUCUUGGAUUUAUACUGAAAAUAAAAGUUUGAGAAAAUACAAA